Patella vulgata (common limpet) is the source of this 2009-nucleotide messenger RNA. Its product is annotated as aspartate--tRNA ligase, mitochondrial. Gene Ontology annotation, cellular component: mitochondrion; cytoplasm. Gene Ontology annotation, biological process: aspartyl-tRNA aminoacylation. The transcript has 18 exons. Bases 18 to 1889 code for a protein of 623 amino acids. Gene Ontology annotation, molecular function: nucleic acid binding; ATP binding; aspartate-tRNA ligase activity. NCBI's taxonomy places the organism in Eukaryota, Metazoa, Mollusca, Gastropoda, Patellidae. The record is from RefSeq and is a predicted model, not a curated record.
UAAUCAUCACAAAAAAGAUGGCGCGCUCCAUGAAAAGCGUCUGCUUCAACUGGUUAAAGAAUAGAAAUAAUUUAUCAGCAGUUAAUUCUUGUUGCAAGCACAAUCAUCGACGGUAUUCCUCAAGUUUAUCCAGUUACAUAGAUCGAAGCCAUACAUGUGGAGAAUUAAGACUGUGUGAUGUUGGAGAACAGGUCACAUUAUAUGGUUGGGUUCAGUAUCAGCGCUAUGGCAAAUUCCUUCUACUGCGAGACUGGCAUGGUUCAAUACAGAUCACUAUCAAUGAUCAGGAUGAUAACGAUGUUGACAAGCUACCAUUUGAAAGUGUUUUAGAGAUAAAAGGCAAAGUUAUAGCUAGACCUAAAGGUCAAGAAAACAAGAAAAUGCCAACUGGAGAUAUUGAGGUCCAAGUUAAAAAUAUUAAUAUUUUAAAUCAAUGUAAAACAAACUUACCAUUUGAAAUACGAGAUUUUCAUAAGGUAAAAGAAUCACUUCGAAUGGAAUAUAGAUAUCUGGAUAUACGGCAGAAAAUGUUACAACAAAAUUUAAGGUUACGUUCACAAAUGGUAAUGAAAAUCAGAAAUUUUUUGUGCAAUAAACAUGGCUUCGUAGAUGUUGAAACACCAACAUUAUUUCGUAAAACACCUGGGGGUGCUCAAGAAUUUAUUGUUCCCACACAGAAAUCUGGUAAAUUUUAUACACUACCACAAAGUCCUCAGCAGUUUAAACAAUUAUUAAUGGUGGGUGGUAUAGAUAGAUAUGUACAGAUAGCUAGAUGUUAUCGGGAUGAAGGGGCUAAACCAGAUAGACAGCCAGAAUUUACACAGGUUGAUAUAGAAAUGUCAUUUGUAAAUCAAGAUAAUAUAAUGAAGCUUAUAGAAGAUCUGAUUGUUGACUGUUGGCCAUUACAACAGUUAACCACACCCUUCCCACGAUACACAUAUCAUCAUGUCAUGUCCUUAUAUGGUGUUGAUAAACCAGACACAAGGUUUGAAAUGACGAUAAAAAAUGUGACAGAUAUAUUACAAGAUAGAGUUGAAAUUUUUAAGAAACUACCAUCAAAUAACAGCAAUACAAUACAAGCUAUUAAACUUUCUAAUACUAGUAGUUUAUUAUCCAAUACAGAAUUAAAAUAUAUUACAGAGUUUUGUCAAGAACAAAGCUAUAAACUACCUGUGUUGCAGUUUAGAUAUAGUAAAGAUGGUACAUGGUCUAGUAAUAUAUAUAAACUUAUUAACAAUGAUUCUAUACAACAACUACAAACAUCAUUACAAGUUGAAACUGGUGAUAUCAUAUUAUUAACAUGUGGUUCAAAUUAUCAACCUCAUACAGUUUUAGGUAAAAUUAGACUAAUGAUAGCUGAUAAACUAGAAUCAAAAGGUAUACCAGUUAGAGAAAAAGACAAAUUUAAUUUUUUAUGGGUUUAUGAAUUCCCUCUAUUUUUACCUAAAGAAGAUGGAUCAGGUGAUUUAGAAUCAGCUCAUCAUCCAUUUACAGCACUUGACCCUAGAGAUAAACAUUUACUCAGUACACAGCCAUUACAAGUAAGAAGUGAACAUUAUGAUUUAGUAUUAAAUGGUAAUGAGAUAGGAGGUGGUUCAAUACGUAUACAUCAAGCUGACCUACAGAAAUGUAUUUUACAUGAUAUUUUAAAGGAAGAUACAAGUCAGUUGAACCAUUUAUUAGAGGCGUUGGAUUCAGGAUGUCCACCUCAUGGUGGUAUAGCACUAGGCUUAGAUCGGCUAAUGGCUGUAGUUUGUAACGCAAGCAGUAUCCGUGAUGUCAUAGCUUUCCCGAAAUCCGGAGAAGGAAAAGAUUUAAUGAGCGGAGCACCAUCAAAAAUAUCCCAGGAGGAUUUAGAUUUAUAUCAUAUUACAAUCAAAGAUAGUUAACGUUGAAAUAUACUUACUAGAAUCAAAAACUAUUUGUUAGUUUACAAUUAUAAAGAGAAAAUUUACUUUACAAAAUCAAUUUGUCUAAUGUAUAUUUUGUAAUAAAUUAUUCAAAACUUA